ACAAAUGAUGGAUCCCAAGAAAUCAAAGUCAAUCAUAGAGCUACAUUUAUUUAUUGAAAAUUUGAAAUUGACAAAUACGACUGACAACUCACCGUGGGAAUCUCCUCUCGUUUCUUCUUCUUCUUCGUCGACCGCCCAUUGGAUGAUCCAGUCUUUCUUCUACCAAUGACAUCAUUAUCAUCCUUCAGUGUCCUGUUGUGUUGGCGUCAACGCUUGAGCUUCUCUCUUCCCUCGAUUCCUUUUCGAUAUAUUCCUGCGGGAUAUUCCACUUGCUCAUGGCAUUUCGGCUACUGCACUGAUCGUUAUUAGAGAGAGGGAGGGAGGGAAACAGAGAGAGGCAGUGAGAGAUGGGGACACCUAUGAUGUGGGUGUUGCUCAUUGUGGUGGUUUUGAGCUCUCCCAUGGCCUCCAAUGGAGGAACCACAAGUAGGUUCGUUAGAAAGCUUGGGGCAUCCAAAGAUAUGCCUCUUGAUAGUGAUGUGUUCAGGGUACCGCCUGGCUACAAUGCUCCCCAACAGGUACAUAUAACACAAGGAGAUCAUAAUGGUACGGGAGUGAUAGUUUCAUGGGUAACAACGUCUGAGCCAGGAUCAAGCACCGUGUUGUAUGGUACUGCUGAGCACAAGCGAAAAUUCAGGGCAGAAGGUUCCGUUACUUCCUACAAGUUCUAUAACUACACUUCAGGGUUCAUUCACCACUGUCAUCUCAAUGGCUUGGAUUAUGAUACUGAGUAUUUCUAUGAGGUGGGAAUAGGGCACACAAGACGUCGGUUCUCAUUCAAGACUCCUCCAAAAGUUGGUCCCGAUGUUCCAUAUACUUUUGGCCUCAUAGGGGACCUGGGACAGAGUUUUGAUUCCAAUACCACACUUUCGCACUAUGAAUCAAUUAAGAAGGGGCAGACUGUGUUGUUUGUGGGAGAUCUUUCUUAUGCAGACAACUAUCCUAACCAUGAUAAUGUCAGAUGGGAUACAUGGGGAAGGUUCAUUGAGAGAAAUGCCGCUUAUCAACCUUGGAUAUGGACUGCGGGGAACCAUGAAAUAGACUUUGCUCCCGAAUUGGGUGAAACAGAACCUUUCAAGCCAUACCUUCAUCGUUACCAUGUACCCUACAAAUCAUCUGGUAGCACAUCCCCACUUUGGUAUUCAAUCAAGCGUGCAUCAGCAUACAUCAUUGUUCUUAGUUCAUAUUCAGCUUAUGGAAAGUACACACCCCAGUUCAAGUGGCUUGAACAAGAGUUUCAGAAGGUCAACAGAAAUGAAACACCAUGGUUGAUUGUCCUUAUGCAUGCACCAUGGUAUAAUAGUUACAACUAUCAUUUCAUGGAAGGUGAAACCAUGAGAGUAAUGUAUGAACCAUGGUUCGUGAAAAAUAAAGUAGAUCUCGUGUUUGCUGGUCAUGUUCAUGCUUAUGAACGCUCUGAACGAGUUUCAAACAUUGCAUACGAUAUUGUAAAUGGCCGAUGCACUCCAGUAAUAGAUCAGUCGGCUCCAGUCUACAUCACUAUUGGUGAUGGAGGAAACCUAGAAGGAUUGGCAAACAACAUGACCUAUCCACAGCCUAAGUAUUCUGCCUUCCGAGAAGCAAGCUUCGGUCAUGCUACACUUGAGAUAAAGAACCGAACUCAUGCUUAUUACAGUUGGCACCGAAAUCAGGACGAUGCAGCAGUGGUUGGCGAUUCGAUGUGGUUUUACAACAGACAUUGGGAUCCCAUGGUGGAACCCACAUCAGCAAUGUGACAAUAGCAGUUCUACUUUAGUUGUCGACAAGUAUAAUAAGAUGUUGGUAUUGAAUUCCAAACCAGAAUUCUCUGGUUUAUGCUGUGACCCUCCUCCUACCUCGCUGUCAACAGUUUCUAUCCUCUGUACUGUAUGUCCAAGAAAUAUGAAAUGUUCUUUUUAAUC
This is a messenger RNA of Nymphaea colorata (pocket water lily), 1901 nucleotides long. Its product is annotated as purple acid phosphatase 2-like. Gene Ontology annotation, molecular function: metal ion binding; acid phosphatase activity. Bases 348 to 1736 code for a protein of 462 amino acids. The record is from RefSeq and is a predicted model, not a curated record. The transcript is spliced from 8 exons. NCBI's taxonomy places the organism in Eukaryota, Viridiplantae, Streptophyta, Magnoliopsida, Nymphaeales, Nymphaeaceae.